This is a messenger RNA of Myxocyprinus asiaticus (Chinese sucker), 1702 nucleotides long. Its product is annotated as macrophage mannose receptor 1-like. NCBI's taxonomy places the organism in Eukaryota, Metazoa, Chordata, Actinopteri, Cypriniformes, Catostomidae. Bases 297 to 1376 code for a protein of 359 amino acids. The transcript is spliced from 4 exons. The record is from RefSeq and is a predicted model, not a curated record.
UAAGAAACAUUAAUGCAAGUGUGACUAAACUUGUGACUUGUAAUAUAUGUAAAUAUAUGUACUGUAAGCUGACCAUCAAAUGUCAUCAAAUAUCAUAAAGAGUUUAAUUGAUUCCUAAUAACCGUUAUAGAUUUUUGAUGCUCAGUGUUUAUAAUGAAUAUAAUUGAUUUUCUUUCCUCUAGUGGCUCAAACUCUCCAUUGAUAAAAACAGCUGAUUCUGAACAUCCAAUCAAACAUCUCUGUGUGACGAUAAGAAACAACAUUUAUAACAGAUUCUGGUUUUAAUUAGCAUUACUAUGAAAUUUUUACCUGUGCUGCUCCUACUAUGGGCUCCUCCUUCAGAUGCUGCAGGCCGACUGAGAACAUUCCACUUAGAAACAAAAAAUGAUCCAAAUGCAGCUCGAGAUAUUUGCAGAAAUAAAUAUACUGACCUUGUCACAGUUUAUGAUCAUAAAGAGAAUAAGGAGCUUUCAAAUAUUACUUGUCACUGGAUUGGUGCCUAUAGAAACAAUACGAGUGAGAAAUGGUCAAAUGGGGAUGAUGUCACAUUCAGACCAGGACACAAGUGUCAGAAUGAAUACUGUGCUUAUAUUGAAACUAAUGGAGACUGGGAAUGUGCUCCAUGCAGUACAGAACUCCGACAACUCAUGUGUUAUGAUCAAGGUGUUGACAGAGAAUCACACAUCUACAGGUUAAUCCAGAUUAAAAAAACGUGGUUUGAUGCUCAGCUGUACUGUAGAGAGAAUCACAUUGAUUUAGUCACUAUCAGAGAUGAGACACAAAAUGAACAGGUGAAGAAAAAAGCAAAUGAGAGUAACACAAUCGAACCCUUCUGGAUUGGCCUCCUCAGUGACAAUGUGGAAUGGUUUGAUGGAGGAAAGUCGGCUUACAGAAACUAUAGUAAUACAAACAAUAAAAAUAACAAAACAAAUAUAUACACACACAUCGCUAAGAAUGUGAAAUGGACAGAAACUGACACCAAUACCUGCAAUACUCAUUGCUACAAAAGCCACAUUCAUGUCAGUCAUGAAAACAUGUCCUGGGAGAAAGCUCUGGAUUACUGCGAUAGUAAUGAGAAUACUUCUGGACUCCUGCGCAUCGAGUCUGAGGAUGAUCAGAUAGAAACGGAGCGAGAACUAAGGAGGAGGAAUAUUUCUGGUCCAGUGUGGGUGGGGCUUAGACAGAGUCGACUCUUUGGAUUCUGGAUUUGGUCCAAUGGGCUUCAUGUGGGACCCUGGACCAACUGGAAAGGAGGAAGUCAACCUGAACAUCAGAUGUCCCACCACUGUGGUGCCAUAGAGAAGAUGAACGGUGAAUUCAAAUGGACUGAUAAAAACUGCAGAUCUAAAUUUACUGUUUUAUGUGAGGGAAAGUAAUAUGAAACUCUUAAAUGUUCAACUGUUCUCUGUUAAAGGCACCAUGUCUGUUUGUGACUCUUAAAAGUUGAUUAAAUGCUACACUAAGCCUGUAACUGUUGUGGAUCAUCCCUCAAAGAUGAACAUACAGUGACUUCUAAAACAUUUCAUUGCAUUAGAAACAAAAUGUCAACUAAGUGGCGUAUGCAAACAAAUGAUGAAGGUCUCACCCAGCAUACCCAGAAUUACACGACCUGCUUGCUGCGAUUAUUUUUUCAUGGACACCCAGUUGUGGGCUUAAUAUUUAGGCUAUAUAUUAUUCACAGUUUAUGACCAGAGAGAGCCCU